This is a messenger RNA of Oryzias latipes (Japanese medaka), 4698 nucleotides long. It is a transcript of the gene cep85l, whose product is annotated as centrosomal protein 85L. Lineage: Eukaryota; Metazoa; Chordata; Actinopteri; Beloniformes; Adrianichthyidae. The record is from RefSeq and is a predicted model, not a curated record. Gene Ontology annotation, cellular component: centrosome.
GGUUGAAGCUCCGGGUCACGUGGUGGAACCGGAAGUUAACUGUAGGCAGAUGAAGUCGGUCCAGGUCUCCAGCGGCUCGUCUUUGGCCGGAUCCAGCAGCCCGGUGCUGAUCCGGUUCUGACGGAUCCCCGGUAUUUAGCAUGUGGGGAAGAAAUCAAGACGAGUCCGAUAAAACAGGCUCCCCAGGUUGGGGUUUUGGACCUGACCCGGCCUGGCCCGGUGGUAGUGGGAUGUACGGCGGGCGUAGACGAAGUGCAGUGUCUGACAGUGGCGACACUGGUAUUGGUACUCUGUGCUCGGAUAGUUUGGAAGACGACUCUGGUUCUGGUACCACCCCCCCGUCCCUCCAGCUGUCUUUGCAUCCUCACUCUAGCCGGGAUGACGACAGUGUCCCAGUCGUCGCCAUUACUCCGUCCUCCUCCUUUUCACCUGGUAGUGGUUGCAGAACCCCAGCUUCACCACACAGUGUUGGACGCUGGAGCCAGUCCUGGUACUCUGCAAAACCCAGGACUUCUCAGAUAGGGGCACCCAGUUCUCUGGACCUGCAGGACCCCCAGCCUAUCAGGAGGUGGUCCUCUUUUACAAAGCUGUCAUCAGGAUCUGAGAAGAACCCCACCAGAACAUCAAGCUUCCAGUACAGCCCGGAUGCUCAAGGCUCUCUGGACCGAGGACUACAGUACGGGUCCAGGAAGGCAUGUAGGAGCACCAGUAUGGACCUAUACCUGCCGCUGUCUUCCAUCUCAACGUGCAGCACUACAUUGCAGCGCUCCCCCAGUGCCAGCCCUGCUUCCUGGUACCAACACAGCAGUAGAUCUAUGGGUCUGGACAUGGACCGGUUCCCAUCCUCAGCUCACUCCUCUCCACUAAAACAGAGUCGUCUGGACAUGAAGUACUCUCCAUUACCUGAGCCAAACAUGGUUGGUGGAGGAGGACAAGGGUUUGGACUGAGCUCAGUAGAACGUUCUCUGGCCCAGAAGGGGGAGAGAACUUCCCCAAUCCAGCCGGCUGUUCGAACCCAGAUGUGGCUAGCGGAGCAGAUGGAGUACAGGCCCAAGUCAGAGCCUGGCUCAGACACAGAUGAGCUAUCACCGUGGCAACAAAGACUCAACCAGACGUUGAUGGAGACCCCACUUCCUGUCCACACUCUGAUGAAGGUGAAAGAAGAGCUGCUGCGGCAAAGAGAGCUGGAGAUCCUCAGGCAGAAGCAGCAGAUCCUGCAGCUGCACAUCCAGAUCAGAGAAAAUGAGCUGAGAGCUCAGCAGCUCCUUCAGAACCACAGAGGCUGGACAGACGACCCCCUGAGCCGAAACCCAGAGAAGUCACCAGCCAGGACACUCUGCAAGCAGCCGACUGAUUGGUUGUGCUGCCAUGAAGAAGUUGGAGGGAAACUGGCGUUGGCAGAACUUGAAGUUCUCCACUUGAACAAGUUCUUCAAACAGGUCACCCAAAAAUACACUGAAGACAUGAAAAAACUGGAGGAGAAGGUGAAGACAAGGGAUCGCUACAUCUGCAGCCUGAAGAAGAAGUGUCAGAGGGAGAGUGAGCAGAACCGAGAGAAGCAGCAACGCAUUGAGACGCUGGAGAGAUACCUGUCUGAGCUGCCCACUGUGGAGCAGGUUCAUGAGCGGGCCCAACAGCAGGAAGAUCUGCACCGGAAAGCCCAGGAUCUGCAGAAAACCAUUUCAAAGCUCCAGAAGAACCUGGAAGAACGGCAGUCAUUGAUGAAGGAGAAGGACGCCAUGAUCGAGUCACAGGCCAAGAGAGAGGAGGAGCUGAUGGCAUCUGUACUCAGCCUGCAGGCUAAGGUGCAGCAGUGCUUCAGUGAUGGAGUUAGGUUGCCCGUGCAGGACCUAAAGCAGUUGGAGGGGGAGAACUCUCAUCUCCUGCAGCAGCGGAAUCACAGCAGCCAGAUUUUUAGGCAUCAGAAGGAAGAGAUCGAUAGACUGAGCCUACUGCUCAUGGCUGCCAGAGCCAGGCUGCAAGAGAAACAAGGCAUUUCCCAUCAACACCAGUCACACCAACCAGAGGAAGAAGAAGACAGCCGAGCUCCUUCGUCCAGAGCCGUCCUGCAGAACCAAAUAGAAGACCCAUCUCUGUUUGUGCUAUCUGGUCUGGGCAAGUCUGAAGUGGACCGAUUGUUGAAAGAGAUGUCUUUGUGUCUACUGGACCUCCAGGCUCUUUGCAACAUAUUGGUUCAGAGAGCUCAGGGCGAAGAGCCCAACCUUUCUUUACUUCUUGGCAUAAAGUCUGAGGAGAUUGACUGCAGAGUGGAGGAGGAAGAGGAGUUGAGUGUGAAACUGCUUGAAGUCUGCCGACUAAGGAAAGGCAUUGAUGAGCUGAGAAGAAACAUCUCUGAGCGCUGUGAUCAUUUCUUGGGUAAUGGGAGACCCCCACCACACUGAUAUGUGACCAAACAAUAGAUUAAAGUGAUGGAAAUCCUCAGACCUCACAGAAUGCGGACUCAUAUGAUAUUCCUUGUAGACACAGCGCAACUUUCUGAGAGAUUUUCCUGAUGUCUUGGUGGACCAUGAAGCUCCCUUCCACUGUUAAAAUCAUCUCUUCCUGGCUGAACUCAGUCUGUUCAGAUCCUGUCACAAUUUCUGUUUCUGGUGGGAUCUGUUAAUCUUUUUUCUUGUGCUCAAAUGUUUAGAAAACUAAAUAUUCAGGUCCACUUUUAUGCAGAUGACAACUAGCUCUCCAAACCCAAAUCUGCUCACUUUACCCUUUCUACUUUAGUUUCCAGAAGUCUUGUUUAGUUUGUCUUUAUCAAACUAAACUGGUAAAAAGGAAUUAAUAGUUUUAAAUCAAACACAAACAAAUGUGUUCUUCCUCUGGUGUUUGAGGUCUAAUAAGCUUUUUCGACAGCACUUUUUUUUUCUAAAGAUAUUGCCUCUUGGCUGACUUCCAUCUUUACAGCAAUAACUCUGUCCAUUUAUAACCAACACCUCAGAAGGGCUGUUACUUUUUGUCGUAUUCUUUUCUUUGCACAGGCAGCUUAAACUGCUUCGCCACCUCCAAAAAAUUAUACUAAUGAUACAAAAAAACAAGUUUUGAUUGAUCAACAGAAUUUGAUUGUGUGUGGUGGAAUGCACAUUCUUUGGUUUGGCCGGUCCAAACUUUUGUGUGACGGUGCACACAAGUCCACCCAAAGUUAUUCUUUGUUCAUCCCAGCGUGUGGAUCCUCGGUCGGGCAACGUUUUAUUAGUUCUUACCGAAAGGCGGCCUCUUGACUUUGUUGUGGAGGCAAGUUUCAAAUCCAAAACAACAGGAACCCUGCCAGUUCACCAAGUAACCAGAAAGUUAGUCUACGUAUACAAACAGGCACAGUCUGAAUCAAAAAGGAUCUUCAUCUUUGUGGUUAGAAUUAAAAUCUGAAGUAGAUAAACCAGAAGUAAAAUUUUACAUUUCAAACCAAACUUGUUCUGAAUGAGAGUGCAGUAUUUUUAAAUGACAUGCAACAGUUGAAUCUUCAGCUCUGAAUGGGUUUGUUGGGUGUGUUCCAACAACUGUCUAUAUACUAAAAUGGGCGGCCUUGGUGCAGUGGUCGACCUCUGAUCGGAAUACUACAGGUUUGAUUCCUGCCUUGCCCAUCCAUGUGUUGAAGUGUGCUUUGGGCUUUUAGGAAGCUAGAAUAGCACUAAACUAGUAUAUGCCAUUUACCAAAUGUAUUCAAAUCCGUCCAAUGAAACGAUGCGUUAUUCCAACGCUUUGUCUGCUGUCAUUUACAAGUAUGAAGCUUUUCCAUCCUUCCCUCUUCAGACAGCUAGACUUCCCGUUUAUUCUCCUCACUCACAACCAUCCAUCCUUCAUCUCCAUUCCUUAAAGUCCCACUCCGAUCAUCUUUUGAGCUAUUUUGAAAGCGUUCCCAGUGUCUUUUAAUUUAUGAUUAUGCUCCUCCUUAACCUGAUGUGUCAAAAGGGAUUUUUCUGCAUUUUCAUUGUUUUGUCUUAAUUUUAAAAUGUUUCUUUUUUUAUUGUUUUUACUUUAUUUAAAAAGUGCUUUUUAUAAUGUCUAUGCAUAACAAAUAUUAUUUUUAUUGUAUAUGACCCAACUGCCUGCGUUGUUUUUUUUGCAUGUUAACCAAAAAUGUAAGUUGGAUUAUGUUCAUACUACAAGUCUUAAUCCUUAAAUCUUUUUUCUUCUUUUGCUUUUGUUGCUAAAUGUUCUUGUUUUUUUUAUGCACAUUUCAUAUAAUUCUAACGCGAGCGCCAUUAGUCCUAAAUCGAGAAGAUUUGACUUCAGUCAUUUCAGAAGUAAACCCAUGUGCUACUUACUUAGCACCUUUUUUAAUUUUCUCCAGUGCAAAAUUGUAAUUAUUUUUACUAUAUUUACCUCUGUUGAUCCAAGAGAGCCAAUAAGGUUAGAGGUCCCUACCUACAACAGAAGAACUCAGCUGAAGUCACCUGAUGAAAGACAAUCUAGGAAAUUGACCUUAAAUGUCAUUUAAGACAACGUAAUUUUUUUUUUACCGGUUAGACUCUUGGGGAAAUUAUAUUAGAGGAAACUUUAUUUUUAAGUAUGAAUGAUGUCUUAGCUUUAUUUGCAUAAACCUGACAGGAAAUGUGCUGUCAGGCCAUUUUUAGGAACCUUUAUCGGUCAGGCACUUUGUCAAAUUUACCAGAAAAUGUAUUAAAACUGUUUUAAUGUAUCUGGUUUUUUUUAUAAUUAUCAGAAUAAAAUCAGAAAUGGUCGGGGUGA